AAAAAAUUAUUUAUUUUUCAAGUGAGAAUUUUUUAACUGCUAUUUUGUAUCAUUUUUUGCGAAUAAUUUUCCUAUCACAUUUUCUCUUGGCUGGAGUGCUAUUGGAUCUCUUGCUGUUAUGAAAUCUUCCCCUCCUUUAUGUAAGAGUAGAGUUCUCUUGGAAAUAUAACAUGAUGCGCUUACUUUCUGCGCAUGCUGCAGCUGUCGAGAUUUAUUAAUCUCGUUUAAUGUGGGGUUGUUGGCAGAAUGUAACACACACAAUCUCUUCUCUCUGGGGAUAUUGGUGAGUUGACUGAAGGAAAAGCCAGUGGAGAAAACUUCUUGUAAUUCCUCCUUUAUUGGAAGGCUAAAAGAAAAAAAGGUUCAGUAUUAUCACACAAUAUGGAUAUGAUACCAUCGCAAUGCAAUCGUCUUUUGUCAUCUAAGCUGAGAAGAAAACUGGAUUACAAAGAAGGAAAAAAUGAAGAUGAACAUUUAGUUGUAGAAAUCAUGAGAAGACGUUUUUCUCCUGCUCUUAUAACUAACAAGUCCUGGGAAAUGUUUCACUUUGUUGGCCACCAGAUAAAAAUUACAGAAGCCACUGACUGUUAUGGGGCAGUAGUGUGGCCAUCGGCUCUUGUUCUGUGUUACUUUUUGGAAACAAAUUCUAAACAGUACAGUCUGGUUGAUAAAAAUAUAAUUGAGAUUGGAGCUGGAACAGGGCUUGUCUCUAUAGUGGCCAGUUUACUUGGUGCAUAUGUGACUGCCACUGAUCUGCCUGAAGUGGUUGGAAACCUUCAGUACAACAUUCUUCAAAACACAAAAACGAAAUGCAAGCAUCAACCACAAGUUAAAGAGCUGUCAUGGGGUGUUGAUUUAGAAAAGAACUUUCCCUGGUCUUCAUGUCAGUUUGACUACAUCAUGGCUGCUGAUGUAGUGUACUAUCAUCCCUUCCUUGAUGAACUCCUCCUCACCUUUGAUCACUUGUGCAAGGAUAACACUGUUAUUCUAUGGGCUAUGAGAUUUAGGCUGGACAGAGAGAAUCAGUUUGUAGGCAGAUUUCAGGAACUGUUUGACCUGGAGGUACUGUCUGAUUUCCCAAGUUUAAACAUAACAUUGUAUAAGGCAAUGAGAAAAAGCAAAAAGGAAGCAUGAUAAUUCAACUUGAAUUAUGUGUGUGUGUUGGUGGGACUAGAAUAUUUCACAGCUAGUUAUUUAAAUAGGUUCUAUUUUAACAAUUGCAGAAGCCUUAGUGGAUAGUAUUUUAGAGAGAAACUGAUGCUAUGACAUAAGCAAAAUAUCAAUUCCUUUAUAUACCUGGAAAGAAAUGCUAAAUUGAAUUUCCAACUAGUGGAACUUAUAGACAAAUUUCUAUUUAGCAAUUUAUUCAUAUUAUGGAAUGAAUGAUCCACAUAGCAGUAGUACUGUUGCCAACAGGCCUUAGUUACUGUUUACAACAGCACCCGACGAGAUUGGAGACCAUAGGAAGCAUAAUGCUAUAGUAAAAUCUUUCUUUUUAAAAGUUAUCGCAUCAAAUUGCACUCUGCUCACCUCACUGUGAUCCACACUGUUAAGAGUCUCUCUUUUAAUAGCUCACAAAGGCCAAUAAGGUUGACUGGAAAAAGUACAAUAGUGAACAAGUACCUACUGAUAAUAGCGGAGAAUGUGAUCCACUAAAUACUUUCUGUAUAAUUUCUAUGAUUCAUUGGUUGAUCAUCCUUCCUUGUACUUUCCAAAUGUCAAGGAUGUUACAGAAGAGUAAUAUCAGGAAUGGACUGUAAGAUAAGCAGGGAGUUUAGCAACUUACUACUUGGGGAAAAAAUAUUGCAUAAGGAUAUUACAACAUAUAACCAAGCUCUGGUUCUAAAAAUAUCCAAUCCUUGGAGCUUUGCUCCUCUCAAAAUCUACCACUGUGGAUCUGUCUCUGAAAGCACAACAAUGUGAUACUGCUCAAUGCCAUAAAUAGAGAGAGGUAGUUAGCGAUGUUGGUCUGAAAUUAGGCAGAAGGCAGGGCAGUGUGUUAUCUUAUGGAUUAACUCAUUCAGAGAGGUAUGAGCUUUCAUAGGCUUUAGACUACUUUGACAAUGAAGCCUAAGCUUAUACUUCUUUGUAUGAGUUGGUCUGUGAGGUGCCACAUUUCCAUGCCUUCUGCCAAAAUGCCAUAAAGUAGGGGUGUCAAAGAUAGAGCUUGUGGGCUGGAUGCAGCCUGGGAAGCCCCAUCCUCUGGAUCUUGGUACUGCCCCUGGUUCUGGAGUUGACCCACACAAUGCAUAUGGCAUGCCAGAUUGGCUCUGCCCUGGGUGGUCUGGGAUCUGUGCUUCAUACAGGAUCUGUGGUGCCCACACCAGCUGGUAUGGGAUGCACACUGCAUGUGACACAUCCCCCUGCACCCUGUUUGGCUGCUCUGGGAAGGGUGCUGUAUGCAGCACAGGUCUUUGACUAGCCACAAUGGGUGCUGUGUAUGGUGCUUGUCCUGGGCUCGCCCAGCACAUAUGACAUGUGCAACACAGUCCUGAGCUGGCUUGAGCAAGUGCCAUGUGUGUUGGAUCCAGCAUGGUUGGGGAGAAGGGAUGAAAUGGUUUAUGGGCCUGAUCUGGCCUCAGGGCUGGCCAUGCACCAUUCAUCCAGUCCAUGGACCAGCCCUGCACCACGCUUCUGGUCCAUAGGACCAGUUGAGUUUGCCACCACUGGAUCUGGAUAGCUUAUAGAGCACUGUUUCUCAAUCUUCUUAGACUGAAGGCACCCCCGUGGAAAAUGCCAGAUUAAAUGCAAUAUUAAGUACACAACCCUCUGGGUUCUCUAUAUAUACAAAUAGGUGUGUGUGUGUGUGUAAAAUUGAACCCAGAGGGGUGUGUGUGUGUGUGUUUAACCCAGAGGUGUACAUGCACACAU
Gavialis gangeticus (Gharial) is the source of this 2871-nucleotide messenger RNA. RefSeq names its product protein-lysine methyltransferase METTL21E-like. The record is from RefSeq and is a predicted model, not a curated record. The coding region runs from base 382 to 1134 and encodes 250 amino acids. Gene Ontology annotation, biological process: peptidyl-lysine methylation. NCBI's taxonomy places the organism in Eukaryota, Metazoa, Chordata, Crocodylia, Gavialidae. Gene Ontology annotation, cellular component: cytoplasm; cytosol. The transcript has 5 exons. Gene Ontology annotation, molecular function: protein-lysine N-methyltransferase activity.